UAAUUUGUACUUUUUGAAAAAGUAAUUUCGCCAAAAAUAGCUUAUUAUUUAGAAGACUUGGCAGUUGGCAAUGCAAUGAUGGCAAUUUUGGAAUUAACUGAUUGUGACUAAUUUGACUUUGAAUCCAGUGAACUUCAACCUAAAAAUAAAAGUGACAGAUAAAGUGUUGGAAAUCAAAUGUUUUGAAAAGUCAGUAGAAAAAUAGUAACAAAUAUUAAACAAAUUUAAUAUUGUUAAAAUUUGAACAAUGACUCGAGAUGAUAAAUUAUUUUUCCACAAAACUGUUCAGCACCUGGCACGAUCUCUGGGAAAUAUAAAAAAUACACCAUGGGAGAAGGUUCAAACUCUGUACUCUCUAUGUCCUUCAGAUGUACAGAAUGGUACACUACUAAUAAAUUGUCGACAACAAGACGCUGUUAUUGCUUUGGGAAUAUAUUUCUUGGAAUCUGGGUUACAACAUAAAGAGAAAAUUUUACCUUACUUAUUACGUUUAGCAAAGUUACUAGAAAAAGCUCAUUGGCAGGAUGAAAUAAAAUUUAAUCCUACAGAUCGUAUUCCUACAGCAGAGAAAUUUAGUUUCUGCCUGCACACUCUUCUUAGUGAUAUUGGAGUACGAUGUGAAGAUUCUAGAAGAGAAAUUAUCAAUACUCAAGUAGAAUGCAUGAUAUCAUUAACCGGUCAGGUUUUAAAAAUGCAAGAUCCAAACAACAGAAACAGUGCUGCAAAAUUAUUUCUGUGUAAAACUACAUUACCUGUACUUAUAGGUUUAGCUAGGGCAAUGGGUAGAUUUUGUUCAAGUGAUCCACCUUUAAUUUGUAGAUUAUUCCCAAAACCAGAGCCCCCCCUCAGCCAAGCAGCUGCAAAUGAUCAAAAUGCUUACAAAAGAAGCUUUAGUAGUUUCAGAAAUAUUAUUCCCAGGAGUUUAUCUGGAAACUUGCAUGCAGCCAUAGAUAUCUUGGCCGUCACAGCGGGAGGAUAUGACACGACGGAUAUAGCGUAUAACUCCAAUUCACUAAAAAGGGGUAUUUCGAUUUAUUACAAUGCAGGGGGUUAUGUUCCAAAGACACAUUUUUUUUCAAAGUUUGGUUCAAGUUUCAACCAAUUUCCUCACUUAAGAAUUAACGAUCCAAAUGAUAAAAAACCUCAAAUAAUAUUUCCUCAAAAGCAUUUACAUGUUAUAUUGACUUUAAGUAAGAAACUGUUGACGAAAGAAAUGCUUAAUCUCUUAGACGAGCAAUCAGUUGAGAUUUAUUCCACAGGCAAGAUUCUAAUUUUUCCCUAUAAAAGUUUCUCUGAAACUAUAAAUCUGGUGAUGGUCACGUUGAUGAGGGAGUUACUACAACCUCAGAAAAACCUACCAGUGCCAUUUACAAAGGAUGUCCAAGAAUUUGUAAAAGGCUUAUAUCUAAAUGGACAAACUGAAUUACAAAGUAGGAAUCAUGAUGCUAGUGAAAAAGAAGACAGAGAGAGUAAUUUUGCAUUGGUAAAUAAAUUUAAAGUUAAUGUUAUGGCAAACGCAGCAUGUGUUGAUCUUCUAGUUUGGGCUAUUGGAGAUGAAACUGUUGAUUCAGAGUAUAACUUUUCAACACUGGUUCACUUUUUAAUAAUUGUGAUAGGUGCUGAUAGUUUGUGUGGCAGACUGACGGAGAAAAUCAAUUCUAAUCAUGGAUACAAAUUGGUGUUGGCACAUAUGCCACUGUUGAUGGUUUGUUUGGAAGGUUUAGGAAAACUAGCUCAGAAAUUUCCUAACAUUGCUUCCACAUCUAUUUAUUGCUUAAGAGAUUUUCUGAUCACUCCCUCCCCUAUUUUAUCGAAAUUACAUCGACAAGCGAACGACAAAGGAAAUAAGGAGAACAUAAAAAUUACAGCCUAUGGGAAUGAACUUAAGGCAGAACCGAAAAAGAAUGUCUCACCUAUCCAGUCAGCCUUCGAGAAAUUAAGAGACGCAGCUAUAGAGAACCUCUGCCAUGCUUUAGGAGCUGCACACGCCUUAGAUCCUGAUUGUGUUAGAGCUCUUGUGGCCUCUGUAUCAAAUCGACUCUUUACCGCAGAGAAAAGUGAUAGCGAAUCAACUUUAAUUUCUACUAACAUCGUCAUAAUGUUGGGUCACGUGGCAGUCUCCAUGAAGGGGACUCCUAAAACUACAGAUACCAUUCUUCAGUUCUUUCAGCAGAGAUUUUGCAGAGUGCCCUCUGCUUUGGAUACACUUAUAGUUGAUCAGCUGGGUUGUAUGAUUAUAGCACAGUGCGAGCCACACGUUUACGAAGUUGUCAUGAAAAUGUUUACGAUGAUUACCGUUGAAAGUGGCAGUGCCGCUUACGGUAAUGCUGCCAAUGAUAAAACGCAGUACAGACAUGUCUCAAGAGCCGUCAUCAAUGCAUUAGCUAAUAUCGCUGAUAACAUCCAAGGAGAACAACAAAUGAACGAACUAUUAGGACGAUUGUUAGAGCUAUUUGUACAGUUAGGGCUUGAAGGGAAAAGAGCUAGCGAUAAAUCACCGGGUGCAUUAAAGGCCUCCAGCUCAGCUGGGAAUCUUGGUGUUUUAAUCCCAGUUAUUGCUGUCUUACUAAGACGAUUGCCUCCAAUAAAAAAUCCAAAACCUCGUAUCCAUAAAUUAUUCAGGGAUUUCUGGUUGUAUUGUGUCAUUAUGGGAUUCACGGCCUCGACUUCUGGUUUAUGGCCGCAGGAGUGGUACGAAGGCGUAAAGGAAAUUGCCGUUAAAUCUCCUGCGUUAGUAUCUCCCACAUCCAGCAGAUCAGAGAUGAGAGAACUCCAAUAUACGAGCGCGGUAAGGAAUGAAAGCGUAUCAGUUAACGAACUUCAGGAAUUAAGAACACAAAUUUUGGAUUUGCUUAAACAUCCAGCCGAUAUUACAGCCUACGUUAAUAAGUUGUCCUUUGCACAAUGUACUUUUCUGUUGAGUGUGUAUUGGGUCGAAACGUUAAGAGUGGAACACUCCGGAGAACCAAGCCUAGUUCCAAUAAUCUCAGAUUACCUGAGCGACUCGGCCUUGCAAAAAGACAAAGCCGGCAUGUGGAACUGCGUUUCUUCUGUCAGCGAAAGGGUUUUCGAGAAAUUCUUAGAAGUUAUGAAAAAUAAGCCCAAAGAUGAGGCUAGAGAAGCGGAUUUAGAGGAACACGCACAAUUCUUACUAGUUAAUUUCAAUCAUCAUCACAAGCAAAUCAGGAGGGUGUCCGAUAAGUUUCUUGUAAGCUUGGUGGACAAGUUUCCACAUUUAUUAUGGAGUCGCAGGGUUUUAUGGACAAUGCUGGAUAUUUUACAAGUUCUCUCUUACUCCCUCCAAAUAGACCCAAACCAUGAAACACCUACUUUAAGAAUUCCUCAAACACCUUAUACCAUCCAACUGAUGGAUACACUAGAAGCUAGAGAGACCACUAUUAAAGAUUUCGCUGCAAACUCGGAACGUCUCAUAAAAGAAGCUAUGAAGUGGGCACCACAGUGGACUUGCUCUCAUAUCUUAGAGUAUAUUAAUCAAAUACCAACUUCAAACAUGUGGUAUCAUUCAGGUCUAUCGAUGGGUGUGGAGUCCGUUUUACAAUGGGGUCCAUUAAAUAUUCACAGUGCUCCACUAAGCAUUAGUACAUUGGAGAAAAGACCGAAAUGUGUCAAAAGCGAUUCAUCUAAAGUUAUGUCGACUUUAUCUAUGAGGUCCAAAUACAUAGGAGUUGUGGUAGGUAUACGGAAUGUAAUUGGUUCAGACGAAAAAGACACUCUAGCGGAUGUUAUUCUUAAACGAGUAUGGGGUGCUUGUAAAGAGAAAUCAGAUUCCUUACACAGAGAUGCGCUUUGGCAAGCUACAGCACUGUUGAUUUCCACAUCGGAUUUAAACAGGAAUCUUCUUCACUGCAUCGCUUGGUCUCAGGUGGAAUUAUUUACUGUGGAAGCAAUGAGAACUGCCGUGGAGUGCUGGCAGUGGUUGAUAACCUCAAAACCCGAAUUAGAAAUUAGAUUUUUACAGGAAAUGGUGUCUGCGUGGAAUUGUACUGUGCAAAAGCGUCUUGGCCUUUUUUCUGUUACACCACCACAAACCAGUCCUUUAGCUGCCUACGAAGGUUGUAGGUUGGAACCCAACCCCCCUUUUGUUAAGCCGCAUGGCAUUUGGGUUCAAUUUAUCUGUGAUUUAGUAGAAACUACAAAGUAUAGCAGUUACGAAAAGGUGGAAAUGUUAGCAAGUUUAAUUCACCACUCAUUGGCUAUGUGCGUCGGGACAGAACCACCAUGCCAAACUAGGCAUGUUGCUGCGAUAGGAGUACGAUUUAAGUUGUUAACGUGUGGGCUCUCGUUACUGCAAGGAGACAUUUUGCCAAAGAGUCUCGCGAAGAAUGUAUUACGUGAAAGGAUAUAUUGCAGCUGUUUAGAUUACUUUUGCAAACCCGUCACUUGUCCCACUCAAGAUUCCACAGAAUUGCGAGAAGAUAUCACAACUUUAGUCAGAUUUUGGCAAACGCUACAUUCCGAUAAAAAGUACUUGAAAGCUAGUGAUGUGGGAGAUUUAGAUCUAGGUCCAACAGCUCCUUUUUCUUCCAUACCAAAUAACGAGUUGGCAAAACCAGGCGAAUUUAAUAAAUCGACAAGUGGUUGGAUUAACACGGUACCACUGUCAAAUAGUUCAGCUACUUUGAGCAGGAGGUCGGCUAAAUCAAAGAGAAUUCCAAUGGCCGAUAAUUUUGUUAAGUGCUAUUUAAAGAAGAGGAACUUGAUUUUGGAAUUAUUGGCAGUGGAGAUCGAAUUUCUAACGGUAUGGCACAAUCCUACCUCAAGACCAGAGCUGUUGAUACCCGGAGAGAAUAAUACGGCAUCUUGGAGAGCUAAAACAAUUACUGAUAAACAGUGGCAUGAUUACACACGACUUGCAUGGGACAUAUCGCCAGUUUUGGCAAUUUACCUUCCUACCAGAUUUAGGGUAAAUGAGGCUAUUAUUAAUGAAAUAAAAAGUCAGGUCCAGAUAAAUCCAACAUGUGUAUCCCAUGUAUCAGAGGCUUUACAGUAUCUAGCAACAACCGAGGCUAUUUUAAAUGAUAGCCCAAAGUUGGUACAUAUGCUUACGUGGGCGAGAGUAUCUCCUAUUCAAGCCUUAGCUUUCUUCAGUCGCCAAUUUCCGUCCCACCCCAUUUCUGCGCAGUACGCAGUGAGGGUCUUAAGUUCUUACCCCGCAGAUGCUGUUUUGUUCUACAUUCCCCAACUUGUCCAAGCAUUGAGGCAUGAUAAGAUGGGAUACGUCAUCGAAUUCAUAAGAUAUAUUGCGAAAAAGUCACAAAUUGUCGCCCAUCAGUUGAUUUGGAACAUGAAAACAAACAUGUACAUAGAUGAAGAUAUGCAUCAGAAAGAUCUGAUACUCUUUGAACUGUUAGAAUCUCUAACGAAUAGUAUAGUCGGUGACCUAUCAGGGCCGGCUAAGCUAUUUUAUGAACGGGAAUUUGAUUUCUUCGGGAAAAUUACGAAUAUAUCUGGUGAAAUUCGACAUUAUCCUAAAGGUGGUGAGAGAAAGCGGGCAUGUCAGGGGGCUUUAAGCAAAAUAAAGGUACAAUCAGGUUGCUACUUACCCAGCAAUCCUGAAGCGAUGGUGUUGGAUAUCGAUUAUAACAGUGGUAUUCCUAUGCAAAGUGCUGCCAAAGCGCCUUUUUUGGCAAGAUUUAAAGUGGCUAGAUGUGGAAUUAAUGAAUUAGAGAGUAUCGCUAUGGCAGUUUCCGUUAAUCAGACCCGUGAUCAAAGUCUUGGUCCCGAGAUGUGGCAAGCAGCUAUUUUCAAGGUAGGAGACGAUGUGCGACAAGACAUGUUGGCCCUGCAAGUUAUUGGUAUAUUCAAGAAUAUUUUUCAAACUGUUGGUUUAGAUUUAUAUCUAUUUCCUUACCGCGUAGUUGCUACAGCACCAGGGUGCGGGGUGAUUGAAUGUGUACCGAAUGCCAAAUCUCGUGAUCAGUUAGGUAGACAGACCGACAUAGGAAUGUACGAAUAUUUUUUGAAAAAAUAUGGCGAUGAAAGCACUAAAGAGUUCCAAAAUGCGAGGAGAAAUUUUGUCAUGUCGAUGGCUGCUUACAGCGUCAUAGGUUUUCUCUUACAGAUUAAAGAUAGGCACAAUGGCAACAUCAUGUUAGAUACAGAGGGGCACAUUAUUCAUAUUGAUUUCGGGUUUAUGUUCGAGUCUUCACCAGGUGGAAACUUAGGCUUUGAACCGGACAUUAAACUUACAGAUGAAAUGGUUAUGAUAAUGGGGGGUAAAAUGGAAGCAGCUCCGUUUAAAUGGUUUUCGGAUCUGUGCGUACAAGCUUACCUUGCAGUCAGGCCUUAUCAUGAAGCAAUUAUAUCUCUUGUUUCGCUGAUGCUAGACACUGGCCUACCGUGCUUCCGAGGACAGACUAUAAAACUACUCAGGGGGAGGUUCAACCCCUCAAUAACAGAUAAGGAGGCAGCCACCUACAUGUUGCAAAUUAUUAGGAAUAGUUUCCUUAACUUUAGAACUCGUACUUACGAUAUGAUUCAGUAUUAUCAAAAUCAAAUUCCAUAUUAG
Anoplophora glabripennis (Asian longhorned beetle) is the source of this 6529-nucleotide messenger RNA. It is a transcript of the gene Pi4KIIIalpha, whose product is annotated as phosphatidylinositol 4-kinase alpha. The transcript is spliced from 30 exons. The record is from RefSeq and is a predicted model, not a curated record. Lineage: Eukaryota; Metazoa; Arthropoda; Insecta; Coleoptera; Cerambycidae. Gene Ontology annotation, biological process: phosphatidylinositol phosphate biosynthetic process; phosphatidylinositol-mediated signaling. Gene Ontology annotation, cellular component: plasma membrane; cytoplasm. Gene Ontology annotation, molecular function: 1-phosphatidylinositol 4-kinase activity. The coding region runs from base 248 to 6529 and encodes 2093 amino acids.